This is a messenger RNA of Thrips palmi, 2669 nucleotides long. RefSeq lists its product as uncharacterized. The transcript has 8 exons. The record is from RefSeq and is a predicted model, not a curated record. Gene Ontology annotation, cellular component: cytoplasm. NCBI's taxonomy places the organism in Eukaryota, Metazoa, Arthropoda, Insecta, Thysanoptera, Thripidae. Gene Ontology annotation, biological process: negative regulation of protein kinase activity; neurotrophin TRK receptor signaling pathway; negative regulation of TOR signaling. Bases 251 to 1474 code for a protein of 407 amino acids.
GCUGUUCGUCCGAGGUUUUUCUUCUAAACACAACACCAACUAAUGCCUCAACGUUAGAGAAACAAACCUUUGAGCGCCAGCAAAGGCUUUUCGUGUCAGGCCUUCCACGAUACCUUUAUUUAGGCAGCCUGUGCAAUUUAUUAGUUGACCAGUUAAUGUUCCACGAGCGCUGCGCUCUUAUAUUCUCCCUGCACCACACGAAGGCUUUGUGUCGCUGGCUGAAUCGGACUUGGUGAAACACUCGACGGAAAUGUUUUGCUGCAAAUGUUUAAAUAUUACCAUCAAAGCAAAGACAGCCGACCUGCCCAAAGUGGAUGUUUUGAGUCUGUCUGCUCCUGUGCUUGACAGCAGUGAUCCUUUUUUCAAGGAGGAUGUUGUUGAAGCAGAAAUUCUAAGCAUUGCCAAAGAGCAGCCAUGUCUUGUCCAUGUUCGAAAUGUGGCGUGUUGGAUAAUACACAGGUGUAUUAACUGUAGCAUUGACACUCAUGCUCUUCACCGUGAGCGGGGGGCAGCCUCUGUUCUGAUCAACUGUAACACUUUGAGUGAUAAAACAGUGAUUGCUGCUCUUAAGUCGUCUUCUUCUUAUUCCCCGGUGUUCCGUCUUGUCGUCACUAGCAAUAUUGAUACUGAUGCUUUUGAGGAAAACAUUUCAGACUUUCAUGCCACAGGAGGAAUGCAGACCACACUGGCUGCUCUCCAUCAGCAGCUCACUGAGGCCUUACAGAGAGAGGCACAAUCAGUUGAAGAGAAGGUUCGUCAAUACUCGGAAAAGCAGUAUGCUGAACUGGAGGAGUUCAGAGGCAAAGCCCACGAAGACCAUAGGGCAUUGGCAAGGCUGUUGAUGGAAAGUGAAAGCGGGAAAGCACCAUCUUCACAGACCAGUGUUGAAUCCCAUGUUUUCCCAUCAAGGAGUAAUAAAUUUAUCUCAUUACCACCACCACCUCAAAAACUGCAGCUAGAUGGGGAUGAAAUCCGUCACCCCAUGGCUCCGCUAAACCAAAAUACAUCAAGAUCCAGAGAUUCGACCAAUCGGCGGUUUUCGAACCCAAAAGUGAAUUCUUCUCCUGUUAAAACCGAGCCAAGACCUGUGCCAUCAGUCAAAACCCCAAAUGAAGUUGCUUUUGACGCAGCAGACAGUGAAGGACUUUUUGAGCUAGAUGGUAUGGAUGAAAAUCCUCCUAACACUUUCCACUCUGAAGAUGAAACAGAUACUGAAGCUGAUAAUGAAAGCCAUGAGGGGGGAAUGAACAUCUCAAGGACACAGUCCAAUGUGUCAAUUCUUGCCAAAUCCUUGCCUGUUUCCGUCCCUGUUUUUCCUGGUGCACGCAAUCAUGGAAAUGAUUUUGAGGAGGAAGAAGACUUGCCUCAAGAUCCCAUGGAUAUUGCUGCCAGCAUCAAAGCGCUUGCUCGGAGCGUCCACGGUGAUACUGUUUUUGGAGAUCUUCCCAGACCAAGAUUCAGUUCUCAAAUUUGAUUUGUUUUUCAUUUACUUCUUCAAUAUUUUACUUAUUUUAACAAAUGUGAUUUUGUAUGAAUUAAUUUUUGUGCCAAGCUUCAUUACUGUGAAACCAAAACUGACUGCAAACAGUACCACUUUUUGACCAGGACCAAAGCACAAGAGGACCUGUCAUUCGAGAUUGAAUUAUAUUUCUGAAUACUUUGUAUAUGGGAACCAGAUCAGAACAGUCUGACAUUUAUUCCAUAGCACUCCUCUGUGCACACAAGACAUGCAAAUCUGUUCCUCAUGUACCAACUGUAUAAGAUUUUUCUGGAAUUCCCCUCUUGGAAAAAUUUAGUUCUUCUGAAAAUGCUUUUUCUUUAUAUUUCACACUUUAUUAGGCUUUUCAACAGUCUUUUUGUAUUAAUGCGUCACAAGACAGAUCUCUACUUUUUAAAAAUAUUGUGGCUUUGCAUUUUUACUCAAUGAUUUUUUUUUUUUUUAAUGAGUAAAUAGACUUUGAAAGGUAAGACAUAUUGCUUCACUUGCUCAUAUUCCAGAAUUAUGAGCAUGUAUGACUAGGAUCUCAAAAAGGUCAUUUUCAAUUAAAUAUUGAAGAAUCAUCAAAUUGGUGCUCAAGCAAACUGUUAGAUUUGAGUCGAAUUUUUGAAACAAAGUUUAUUAGGGAUAGAUAAUGAGUUUUGAAUCUGAGUGUUCUCAGUGAGAAUGUCAAUGUAUCUCGAGGUAUCAAUUUAUUUGGUGGCAUAAAAAUAAAGGAACAAUACUCUGGUGUUGUAAAGGUGAUAUUUUGUCUGUUUGUUGUUGAUUUUUUUUAAUUCAUCAUGCUUUCUGACUUUAAGCUAGUUUUGUAAUGUCAAGGUUUAUAAUGUUCAUUGCUCAAAAUAUUUGCAAAGCAAAGGCCUUGGAGAGGUGCUACAUGAGCUGCAAAGUAACAGUAGCCUGGGGAAUUAAAAAGAUAUUUUCUGUGCAUGGUUUCUUAGUACCUACAUCAUUGCUCAUUGCCACGCUUGAGAACACUGGCUUUUCGUACUUCUGUGCAUGUCAACUUAAAAGUUAGAGCAAAAAAAACAUUAUGCAAGUCAUUAAGUGGAUUGAACUUGCAGGGUUUCAUCUCUUGCUUCUUCACAAUUAUCUUUGUUGAAUCCUGUAUAUUUGUGUUGUUUAUUCAUACAAAAGUUUUUAUGAAAAUAAAUUGGAACAUUUACUCGUG